This is a messenger RNA of Neurospora crassa OR74A, 2589 nucleotides long. RefSeq names its product phosphoribosylaminoimidazole carboxylase. Lineage: Eukaryota; Fungi; Ascomycota; Sordariomycetes; Sordariales; Sordariaceae. The record is from RefSeq and is a predicted model, not a curated record. Bases 334 to 2235 code for a protein of 633 amino acids. The transcript has 3 exons. Gene Ontology annotation, biological process: 'de novo' IMP biosynthetic process. Gene Ontology annotation, molecular function: ATP binding; metal ion binding; phosphoribosylaminoimidazole carboxylase activity.
CUAUCAAACUUGAAGACCUGAUCACCGGGAGGAAAUAUUGAAGAGCCACACGUCGGAACGGAUGGAAGUUCAUGACAGUAACCCGUACCCUAACAGUUUCCCGCUAUCGGUGCUUCAUCCCCCACUGAUCAGACCCCACUAGCAGCUUCAGUUGCCCCGGUUUCACGGUUUUAGCAAGGCGCAAGACCCCCUGUCUUAUAUGACUCUUGCGCAGCCCCCAGCGGCCGAUCAUCGCUUCCUUCCAGGUUUCUUCAGCUUGUUAACUUGCGGCUCAUUCUUCAGCUUUUUCCUUAGGUUGAGCAAGAGUCAUCUGCUCACGCCAAAUUCAUUCCGAUGAGCCUCAGACAAAAAUCCGACAAGAUGGGAAGCAGCAACCCGGUCAUUGGCCUUCUCGGUGGCGGCCAAUUGGGUCGUAUGCUCUGUGAGGCCGCAAACCCCCUCGGCAUCGACAUCGCCAUUCUCGACGAGAAGAACUCCCCUGCUAAGCAGGCCCAUAACACCAACCGCCAUGUCACUGGUUCUUUCAAGGACCCGGUCAAGAUUCGUGAGCUCGCUGCUCGUUCCGACUAUCUUUCUGUUGAAAUCGAGCAUGUCGAAACCGAGGUUCUCGAGGAUAUCGAAAAGAAUGGCGUCGAGAUCAAGCUCGCCGAUGGCUCCGUUGCUAUUCACAAGCCGCCUAUCCAUCCUUCCUGGAGAACUAUCCGUCUCAUUCAGGACAAGUAUCUUCAGAAGGAACACUUCCGGACCAGCAAGACCAAAAUUCCUAUUGCUGAUCAGAUGGCUAUCGAGUCGGGCGAGUCGGCUCUCAAGUCCCUCCAGGAAGCUGCUGACAAGUUUGGCUUUCCCUUCAUGCUCAAGGCCAGGAAGGGAAGCUAUGAUGGAAGAGGAAACUUCAAGGUCAACAGUGCAGAGGACUUUGCCCCUGCUAUCGAGGCGUUGGGCAAGCUUCCUCUCUACGCGGAAAAGUGGGCUCCUUUCGUGAAGGAGCUUGCAGUCAUGGUCAUUCGUACUGAGGAUGAUGAAGGCAAUCUGAGAAAAUGCGUCGCCUACCCCGCCGUUGAGACCAUCCAUGAAGACAGCAUCUGCACGAAAGUCUUCAUGCCGCCCAGGGGAGUGGACGACAAUGUCUGUGAGCAGGCUAGGAAGCUGGCCUGUGAUGUGAUUAGUACCUUGUGGGGAAGGGGCGUCUUUGCCGUUGAGAUGUUCCUCCUCGAGGACGGAUCGUUGAUGAUCAACGAGGUCGCGCCUCGCCCCCACAACUCAGGCCACUACACCAUUGAGGCCGUUCCUUACAUGUCCCAAUACAAGGCGCAGCUCUAUUCCGUCCUUGAUUUGCCUGUCCCUGACGAGCUCACCCCCAGAGUCUCAUCUUCUAUCAUGCUUAACAUCUUGGGUGGCGCCGCCCCCAACUCCCAUCACAAGCUCGCUCGUCUUGCCAGGACGACGUACGGAGAUGAUUUUGAUGUCUACCUCCAUCUGUACAACAAGGAGUCCAAGCCUACUCGCAAGAUCGGCCAUAUCACUCUGACAGGAUUCUCCUCAAUUGAGGAUCUUGAGAAGGCUGCUGAGCCUUUCAUCAGCAUGGUCGAUCAAAUCAGAGAGGAGCGUCUUGCUGCUUCUGCUGAGCAACUUCGUCCCCAGGAGGAGGCCAAGGCUAGUAACAAAACGAACCCCGGAGGAGCUAACCCUGUGGAGGGAAAUAACUCGGAUCAGCCCUUGGUACUGGUCACGAUGGGCUCUGACUCCGACUUGCCCGUCCUCAAGGCCGGUCUUGAUAUCCUGAAGGAAUUCAAGGUCCCGUAUGCGCUCGACAUCACCUCUGCCCAUCGUACUCCCAAGUACAUGAUGAAGGUUGCCGGCGAGGCAGCGAAGAAGGGCAUCAAGGUCAUUAUUGCUGCUGCUGGUGGAGCCGCUCAUCUUCCUGGCAUGAUCUCCUCGGAGACUCCGCUCCCUGUCAUUGGUGUCCCUGUCAAGGCAACACACCUCGACGGACUUGACAGUCUUUUGAGCAUCGUGCAGAUGCCUAGGGGCGUUCCCACUGCUACUGUCGGCAUCAACAACUCUACCAACGCCGCCCUUCUUGCCAUCAGGAUCUUGGGCUCCUUCAUCCCUCAGUACCAGGAGCAUAUGAGUAGAUAUCAGCUUCAAAUGGAGGAGGCCGUCAUUGAGAAGGGGGGCAAGUUGCGGACCGGAGGCGAUGUUGCGUAUCUUGAGGGCAUGAAGAAAACAAAGUAAAGAACACGGACAGUGGCCCAAGGAGAAAGGGAGUGUGAUGCGCAGUUUUCGAUGUAGCUAUUAUGACGAUUCAACUUGCGCGGGGACACACUUGGUAUGCACGAAUAAAACAAGGACCGGGCUGAGCGAGCUCUAGGGGUUACGGCGUAACACAAGUAAAAGGAAAAAAGGAAUGGUUAUACCCGGAAAGUUGAAGAGAAGAAAAUGUCAAGAGCACGCUACGUUUAUGACUGUUGGAAUCUCACCAUGACAAGUACCUGUGCAACCUUCUCACUCGUUAACCAGUCAGUUACAUACAGUUUGAGGAGUGCUUGGCUCUUGCAAUGUCGCAAAUAAAGAGUUUGAUGUACGGAA